Molecule: messenger RNA, 2778 nt
Organism: Biomphalaria glabrata
Lineage: Eukaryota; Metazoa; Mollusca; Gastropoda; Planorbidae
Product: ultra-long-chain fatty acid omega-hydroxylase-like
Exons: 13
Coding region: 168-1667 (499 amino acids)
Molecular function (GO): monooxygenase activity; oxidoreductase activity, acting on paired donors, with incorporation or reduction of molecular oxygen; iron ion binding
Source: RefSeq, a predicted model, not a curated record
CCAGCUGCUAACGUCCAGCUGAAGGAGAGUACAACGUUCAUUUGUUUAUAACCUGGCCCUCUCUCUCUCUCUCUCUCUUCUUAUCAGCUGUUAACAGCACAGUGCACGCAGGCUAACUCUUGUUUAACUCUUGUGUAUGACUCGUUUACAUAUUUAAGCCAUCUAGAAUGUUUUUCACAUACAUAGUCCUAGCCCUGGUGACUUUCGUCAUUGGCAAGUAUCUGAGAAAAUUUAUACGGAUGAGGCAAAUAUUUUCUAAGCUACCAUCUCGUUCUGACUACAGUUAUAUUACUGGUACACUACACAAGUAUCCAGGAUUAAACGAGGCUGGCCUUGACUUUGAGGUCAAAAGUUCAGAAGAGUUCAAGUACUUCCAUGUGGUAUGGUUUGGACCACUGGUGCCAAUUGUCAACCUGUUCCACCCAGACUCUGUUCGUCAGGUGGUCAAAUCUUCCGCACCAAAGCCUCGAAGCUCUUACCUAGCAUCGGGAUACGACAUGCUGACUCGUUGGCUGGGUGAAGGUUUGUUGAUAGCCAAUGGGGCAAAGUGGGCCAGAAGUCGUCGUCUGCUGACUCCCGCCUUUCAUUUUGAUAUAUUGAAACAAUACGUAGACGUUUACAACCAGAGUGGAGAUUUGUUGAUCGAAAAGAUGAAGAAACUUUCCAAGACAGAUCAAUCCUUUGACCUGUACCCACUGAUUAAUCUAGACGCGCUAGAUAUCAUUUUAAGAUGUGCUUUCUCUUACAAGUCCAAUUGUCAGACCAAAGAAAAGUCACCAGACGAUUACUCUACAGUCAUAGAAAAAAUACAGCUCAUGGCCGGAGAUAGGUUCUUAAAACCACAUUACUUCAGCGAGUUUAUUUAUAGCUUCACGUCUCAAGGGAGAGAAUUCUAUAGGCUGUGUGAUGUCGCCCACAAAGUAGCAGAGGAAGUAAUAGAAAAAAGAAGGAAAGAACUGGAAACUGAUCCAACUCUAAUGCAUCAGGGCAAAGUAAGAGACUUUUUAGACACGCUGCUGACAGCUCGAGAUGAAGAUGGUGCUGGGCUGAGUCUGUUGGAGAUACGAAAUGAAGUUGACACUUUCUUAUUUGAAGGGCAUGACACAACUGCCAGUGGCAUGACAUGGACGCUAUACUCUUUGGCAAAACAUCCUGAAUACCAGGAGAGAGUUUAUCAAGAAAUUAUGGAUGUACUUCAAGGGAGAGAAAACUUAGAGUGGAGUGACCUGUCUAAACUCGAGUUCACAACCAUGUGUAUCAAAGAAAGCUUACGUCUAAAUGCCACAGUGCCUGUUAUAGAAAGGAAACUUGCCGAAGAUUGUGUUAUUCAAGGCUACACAUUGCCUGCAGGCAGCCGAGUAAGUAUUCAGAUCUAUGCCCUCCAUCACAAUCCCCAUGUCUGGGAAGAGCCUUUUGAAUACAAGCCAGAAAGAUUCCAUCCUGACAAUCAGAAGAACAUGGACCCGUUCCAGUUUCUUCCAUUCUCUGCUGGAUCAAGAAACUGUAUUGGCCAAAAUUUUGCCAUGAACGAGAUGAAAGUAACGAUAAGUAAAGUAAUUCAAAACUUUCAACUAAGUUUAGAUCCUGGCUACGAGGCUCUUAGGUUGCCAGUUGUGACUAUGAAGUCAGAGAAGGGAGUUUUUGUUCGCGCCAAAGCAAGACGAUAAAGACAGAAUUUUUUUCAACUUAAACUCUAAAAGCAAUUUAUAAUGUUUAAACUAUUACUAUAAGGAUGUUAUUUAGAGCUAAACAUGUUAAAUUGUCAAACUUGAUCUAAUUAUUGUAAAUAAAAAGCAUUUUACAUUACUAUAUAAUACAUAAAAGACUUUCCUUGUCUUUUCUUCUGGAUCACUAUGAAGCUUCAUGCUAAAUAUAAACACAUUUUACGACAUAAGGUAGAUAAGUGCACCAGAAAAGACAGAACGCUUUUAAAAAUCGAGGGUACAAUUUUUUUUUAUAAAGAAUUCUGGAACUUUGUAAAUAAUUUCGUUUAAUUUUGUUUCUAGCCUUCUAAGUUAUAAAUUUUUACUUGUAAGUAUUUUUUUAAAAUAGGUUGUCUCAUACCAUAUAUAAAUAAGCAACCUUAAGAAUAACCACACAUUUGUAAUAUAUAUAGUAGAUUGAAUCAACAUGAGUACAGUGGGGAAGACAGUAGUGGUAGCAUUAUAUGAAUCAUUUUAUAAAGAAGUUAAUAUAAUUGAAAGUUCUCUUGAUAGCCUUUUACCAUAGAAAACGAUGAAACAAGCUUGAUAUAUGUGUUUCAAUGUAACAAAAGGGCUAUUAACUUAAAUUGUUAAAUAGAAAAAAUCUACUUUAGUGAGGCAUUUAAAUCCCUGUAAACUGUGGUUCAGUGCCACCCUCUCCAUGAUCAGUUGUUCAGCACUGCCGUACAAAGUGUUGGUUAUGUUGGGCUGUAGUGGUAGUAGGGUCUGCCUAAGGUGGAUUAGGAAAGGGCAUUCAAAGAGGAUAUGGUUUACGGUUUUAUAAUGGUUGGCGCAUUGUUUACAAAGGGUUAGGUGUGUAGAAUUUAUUUUGUUAAGAUGGUAAUUUAAGAGGUGUGUCUCCUGUUCUUAGUUGAAAAACCGUUAAUUGUUCUUUGCGGGGGAGGAAGUUAAUACUGUCCAGUUUUUUUGGCAUGGUCAUUUCUUUGUAUAGUCAUCUACACAUUAUGUGUUCGUAAUAUUGGAUGACUAAAAACUUCCUGCUGUACUUAAAAUCUUACAAUUAUUGAUAUCUACUGUUUAAUAUGUAGAAGAAAAGUAAAAUCUUAAAAACAUG